Catharus ustulatus (Swainson's thrush) is the source of this 1747-nucleotide messenger RNA. RefSeq names its product cyclin-dependent kinase 20-like. Gene Ontology annotation, cellular component: cytoplasm. The coding region runs from base 1 to 1374 and encodes 457 amino acids. Gene Ontology annotation, molecular function: protein serine/threonine kinase activity; ATP binding. Gene Ontology annotation, biological process: regulation of mitotic cell cycle; negative regulation of apoptotic process; protein autophosphorylation. The record is from RefSeq and is a predicted model, not a curated record. NCBI's taxonomy places the organism in Eukaryota, Metazoa, Chordata, Aves, Passeriformes, Turdidae. The transcript is spliced from 8 exons.
AUGUUAACUUUUGAGGAGUACCCGAUCUGCAGCAGCACCAACCUCAGCCACAAGCUGCAGUCAGUGAAAGGCACAGGCCUGUUUGUCAGAGAUGAGAACAAAUUUGUCUUCACCAGAGUUCUGGUUGGGCAAGAGUCUGAAGCUCAUUUCAAUAUCUACAAUGCAAGUGGUCUGCCAUGUGACGUGGUCCUCUCCAUCAAACCCCUGCCUGGAAAGGUGAAAAGCCAUAUCAACAACAUUUUCAAGUUGUAUCCAGCCACGAUGUCCAUUCCCGGCUCAUCCAAGGCUGUUGGUACGGUGACCUUCACCCCACCGGACCAGCAGAACUAUGACUGCACUUUCAAGGCUUCCCUUGUCAUCCCAAAAAGGCCCUUUUUAUCCUGGCUGGUUUGUCUGCUCGGGGACGCGCCUCACGGACGGCGCCCCAGUGAGUGGCUGGGCCGGCGGCGCGUGGCGGAGGAGGAGGUAGUGGAGGAAUACGAGGAGGAGGAGGAGGAAGGCAAAGGAGGGAGAGGAGGCAGAGGAGGAAGAGGAGGCCAGGGCGCAGCGGGGCGGGCUGCAAGCUCAGCCGCUGCUGCCCCUUGCUCGCAGGUGGCCAUCAAAUGCGUGCCUCGGGAUCGCAUCCGACUCUGGGGCGAGCUGCCCAACGGCGCCCGUGCGCCCCUGGAGAUCGUGCUGCUGGACAAGGUGUCCACUGGGUGUGCUGGUGUCAUUCAGCUUCUGGAGUGGGUUGAGCUGCCCAACAGCUUCUUGUUGGUGCUGGAGCGUCCGGAGCGAUGCCAGGACCUCUCGGGUGUGCUGGCGGAGCGGAGGUCCCUGCCGGAGGAGGAGGCGCGGGGGCUAUUCCGCCAGGUGCUGGAGGCCGUGCGGCACUGCACCAGCUGCGGGGUCCUGCACAGGGACAUCAAGCCUGAGAACAUCCUGGUUGACCUGGUCACCGGGCAGCUAAAACUGAUUGACUUUGGCUGUGGCGCCUUCCUCCAAGACACAGCCUACACCCAGUUUGCAGGAACCCUGUCCUACAGCCCACCAGAGUGGAUCUACCACCAGUACUACCACGGUGAGGCAGCAACGAUCUGGUCCCUGGGCCUCCUGCUGUACCACCUGGUCAUGGGGAAGCACCCUUUCAGGAGGGGCCAGGAGAUCAUCUGGGGACGGAUCUUGUUCCCACGGCGGCUCUCUCAAGGGUGUUCAUCUGCCCCUAGGAGAUGGGAGAGAUCCACAUGCGCAGUUGGAUCCAGAGGCGUGGCAGGGAAGGAGAAGGAGCCCCUGGAGAAGCUGUACCAGGUGGGGCUGCUGCUGGAGACACCAAGGACAACCUCAAGGACAACAAUCUCGUCCUCGACCUGGCCAGCUGAAGAUGAUCGACUUUGAUUGUGGCACCUUCUUCACAGACACGUUCUGCACUCACGUUUGCAAAAGUGCCACGAGUGGGCAAAACCUGGUGAGCGGGCCGUGUUCCUAAGACAGUGCAGUCUGCAGCUGAUGGAUGGAGAAUUGCCCUUCUGCACUUCCAAACCAAGCAAAAAGCUGUAAGUGGGACUUUCCAUCUUUAACAAGCCCCUGACAGUUUCAAAGGGAAUGUGCAGCUCAUUCACAGGGUGAGAAAGAAGGGCAUCUUCUAAAGGAUUUGGGCAGUGACAGAUUUCAGAUUGCCAGUCCUGCCAGUAUCUGGCAGGGCACAAAGCAAUUUCUGCUUGCUUCACACCAAUUUCACCACAAUUUAAAAUAACAAUAUUGGAAACAA